This is a messenger RNA of Adineta ricciae, 792 nucleotides long. The record is from the annotation of a GenBank genome assembly. NCBI's taxonomy places the organism in Eukaryota, Metazoa, Rotifera, Eurotatoria, Adinetida, Adinetidae.
AUGAACCAAUUAAAUUCGGCCCGAUCCAAAGUGGCAAGAAAACGGCUCUUGAACAAACAACUAAGCGUUUUACCUCCAUUCGUACCAAUCAACGAUUGGCAAGCAUACCGUAUCAAUCGAACAACAGCGUCAUCCGUAUUACACGAUUUAAUCGAAUUAGCAAGAAGAACAACUCGAUAUACGAUUGAUACCGAACAUGAUGACUAUACGCACGAAGCAGCACUGAUUCAGAUCGAAUUCAUACGCCGACGAUCAGUUAUUCUUUUGAUUGAAAUGUGCCAUCUACCACCGACAUCAACAGUUACAUUCUGGCUGAUAAAAUCGCUUCUUGCAGUGAUUCUUAGUCCGUCAAAUUUCAUCUAUUCGUGGGGCAACGGUAUAGAUGAGCUAAGUCAAUUUGUGCAUUAUGAUCUCUUUUCUUCGUCGACUAUCCAACGAUCCAAUAACAUCGAUGUACAAGUUGACUUCAAAUUAUGGUAUAACAAAGUGUUUCUCCAUACCUGUGGACUACAACCACAUGAACACGAUCAUAGCUUGUGUACCUGUAUACAUCGGCCAGUAAAGCAUCGACAAGAUCAAUGGUCACUUCAGAAAGCGAUCGCCUAUGCAUUCGGCGAGUUUCUCGACAAAAGUCGAACCAAGAGCAAAUGGCGUCAACAACUGACACACAGCGAUGAAUUCGUUCGAUAUGCUGUUAGUGAUUCUUUAGCCGUCACCAAGCUACACAUGCUCAUCGAUGGCAACUGGACUAAGGAACAGCUCGACAAAUACAAUCACCGACAAUGCUUUUAA